CUGAAGUUUAACCUGUGUAUAUUAUAUAAGACUUCAGUUCUUCAUCCUUGGAAACCAAACUCCUACACUAAGACAAGGUCAAUACAGUGGACCCCCGCUUUACGAUCAGCUCCCAAUGCGACCAGUUAUGUAAGUGUAUUUAUGUAAGUGCGUUUGUACGUGUAUGUUUGGGGUCUGAAAUGGACUAAUCUAAUUCACAAUAUUCCUUAUGGGAACAAAUUCGGUCAGUAAUGGCACCUAAACAUACUUCUGGAAUGAAAUAAUAUCGUACACCGGGGGUCAACUGUAUUGCCUUGAUUUGGUAUUUAUAAAUUUUACCAUUGAUUCUUCAGUAGAUUUGACUGUUUUUUAAGAUUCAUGUAAAUCCACUCUAAUUGCAAACAAACCUUUUGAUUUUCUAAAUUUGGUUAAGCUUCAUGUGAAUCAGAAAUAAUUCCUGUCCAGUUGUUGUACUUGGAAUGGGCGCGCUUCGGCAAGUGGUACAAGAAGCAACCUCUGCACGUUGUCAGACGGUAUUUUGGGGAUAAGAUGGCCCUUUAUUUUGCAUGGCUGGGCUUCUACACAGAGAUGCUCAUCCCAGCAUCCAUUUUUGGAGUCUUCACCUUCAUCUGUGGCAUCUUCUUCAUGUUUUCCGACUUUAAUAAGCCUAGUGAAGAGAUCUGCAACCGCAAGCCCAACAUGACUGGAUCCCUGAUUAUGUGUCCCCUCUGUGACAAGCUUUGUGAAUUUUGGGAGCUCGGAGAUUCCUGCUUCAACUCCCGCAUCACCUUCCUCUUUGACAACCCCAUUACAGUUUUUUUUUCUAUUGCCAUGUCAUUUUGGGCCACAAUGUUCCUGGAACUGUGGAAGCGGAAGCAAGCAGUCAUCCAGUGGCAGUGGGACCUAGAAGGCUAUGAGGAGGAGGAGGAGCUGCGUCCAGAAUAUGAGGAGAAAGUCACCACAACAAGACUCAAUCCUGUGACCAACAAACCUGAGCCAUAUCUGCCAUUGUGGAAUCAAAUCACUCGUUUAGUGGCAGCAAACUCUGUUGUUAUUCUCAUGCUGUGUAUUGUGAUAGCAGCAAUGUUCAGUGUGAUUCUUUAUCGCAUGGCUGUGGUAAUAGCCAUGCACCAAACAGAAUCAGACCUCUUCAGACGAAAUGCUAAGAUGGUCACCUCCUUGACUGCUGCUUGCCUCAACCUUAUGGUCAUCAUUAUACUUAACUAUAUUGUGGUCUAA
Molecule: messenger RNA, 1218 nt
Organism: Cherax quadricarinatus
Lineage: Eukaryota; Metazoa; Arthropoda; Malacostraca; Decapoda; Parastacidae
Source: RefSeq, a predicted model, not a curated record